This is a messenger RNA of Plasmodium knowlesi strain H, 723 nucleotides long. RefSeq lists its product as uncharacterized. Bases 1 to 723 code for a protein of 240 amino acids. Gene Ontology annotation, biological process: intracellular signal transduction. The record is from RefSeq and is a predicted model, not a curated record. NCBI's taxonomy places the organism in Eukaryota, Apicomplexa, Aconoidasida, Haemosporida, Plasmodiidae. The transcript has a single exon.
AUGGAUUACACGAACCUAUAUGACGGUGCCUUGAGUGGCAGUUCCCACUUUUACCCUGAUGGCGACCUACAGUCUGUCAAGAAGCAUUGCACCAAUCUGAGCGAAAUAGCAAAAAUGAAUUUUCCCCUGGAGGUAGGCAUUCCAAAGGAGAAGGAGAGGAGAAGACACGAAAACGUGUUUGACCGAUUGACGGAUGAGAACUUUUACACAGGAAUGCAUAAGCAAAAGUUUGACGCAUUAAGGAGAAGAGCCGCCUCGAAAGGGAUUUGUCAAAAUUUGAAGCUUAAGCAUUUACAAGUGGAGGGAGGUGGUAUAACCGGAGGACACCCCCCACGGACCAUUUUUCAGAAGAAGUGCAAAACUAGUGUAGUUACGCCAGGAACAUUGGGGAUGCAAAAAUAUGGAAUUCAAAUUGCACAGCCAAAAAAUAUUUGGCUAUUUCGCAACGGAGAUGAACAUCACAAUGGUCUGCUUUUCCUAGUCAAGCCACACGUAAACAAUUGGAAGUCGCUGCUGAGUGAAAUUACCAAAGUGCUGAGCCCGACGAUUGGACCUGUUAGAAUUAUUUACAACGCGAACUUUCGCCUAGUGCGAACGGUCAAGGAGCUGAACGAUGGAGAAAAAUACCUGUGUACAUCUGGGGAGCCCCCAGCGCGAGUGGACAGACUGACUCGCUUUCUCAGUCCCUGGGUGAUGCACGCCAAUAAUCCCCAUGCGGGGUAG